AUGUCGUCCCAUCACGGCGCUGGCGGUCCUCCGCACCAGCAGCCACCGACCAAUCCGUUCGCCGGUGCUGCUUUCCACGAGGAUCAAGGCAGCGAAGCCAGCUACUUUCCCAACGAACGCAGAGACACGUAUGCUUCGGAACGUUCCGACGGUGAGCUUAUCCCCGGUCACGGCUACGACGCUGACUCUUACGAGGGCGCCAACUACAAGGAAAGCUAUGCCUAUUCUACCGAAUCCGCCCAGCGUGGUUACGCUCAGGGCCCCGGUAGCCAGUUUGGUCAGGCGUCUUACGCUCCCUCGGGCAUAUCGAGCCCUUACCCUGACGCAGGCGCCGGUGGUGGAUACCGUCAGCGCGAGCCCUAUCCCGCAUGGACCGCCGAGCACAAUAUCCCGCUCUCCAAAGAGGAGAUUGAAGAUAUUUUCAUCGAUCUGGCCAACAAGUUUGGCUUCCAGCGCGACAACAUGCGCAACAUGUAUGACCACCUCAUGAUCAUGCUCGACUCGCGUUCCAGUCGCAUGACCCCACAGCAGGCGCUCAUGACCAUCCACGCAGACUACAUUGGCGGCGAGCAUGCAAACUACCGCAAGUGGUACUUUGCUGCUCAGCUCGACCUCGACGACGCCAUCGGCAAGGUGCAGAACCCCGGCCUUGCCCGUGCCGCAAGCAUGGCCAACCGUGGCCGCAAUGCCGGCAGCGCCGCCGCCAAAUUGCAGUCGGCCAGCGCAAAGUCACUCCAGACCGCCUCGGCCCGCUGGCGAGACGCCAUGCUCAAGAUGGGCGACUACGACCGCACCCGUCAGGUCGCGCUCUACCUGCUCUGCUGGGGUGAAGGUGGCCAGGUUCGAUUCGUGCCCGAGUGUCUCUGCUUUAUCUUCAAGUGUGCCGACGAUUACUACCGCUCGCCCGAGUGCCAGAACCGCAUGGAGCCCGUGCCCGAAGGCCUCUACCUUCGUGCCGUCGUCAAGCCUCUCUACCGCUUCCUGCGCGACCAGGUCUUCGAGGUCGUCGAUGGCAAGUUUGUCAAGAAGGAAAAGGACCACGACAAGAUCAUUGGCUACGACGACGUCAAUCAGCUCUUCUGGUACCCCGAGGGCAUCGGCAGGAUUAUCCUCAACGACAAGACGCGCCUCGUUGACGUGCCUCCAAGCCAGCGCUUCAUGAAGUUUGACAAGAUCGACUGGGCCCGUGUCUUUUUCAAGACCUACAAGGAGAAGCGUUCCUUCUUCCACCUUCUCGUCAACUUCAACCGUAUCUGGAUUCUUCACAUCUCGGUCUUCUUCUAUUACACGGCUUACAACGCUCCCAAGGUCUACGCCCGCUCACGUAAUCCCACCACCGCAGAGUCGCUCUCGGCCGCCGGUCUCGGUGGUGCCAUCUCGUCCUUCAUCAUGAUUGCCGCCACCAUGGCCGAGUUCUCGUACAUUCCUACCACUUGGAACAACACGAGCCAUCUCAUGCGCCGCAUGAUCUUCCUCGCCAUCUGUCUCGCUCUCACCAUCGCUCCUGCCGUCUACAUUUUUGGCUUCAACAACAAGGGCAACGUUGCCAACAUUGUCGCCAUCGUUCACCUCGCCGUCGCCGGAUGCAUCACUGCCCUUUUCUCGGUUGUUCCCUCGGGCCGCAUGUUUGGCGAUCGUGUUGCAGGCAAGGCGCGCAAGUACCUGGCCAAUCAGACCUUUACGGCUUCGUACGCCCCUCUGGUCAAGAGCCACCGUGCCGUCUCGAUCCUCCUCUGGGUGCUCGUAUUUGGAUGCAAGCUCACCGAGUCAUACUUUUUCCUGACUCUCUCGUUCCGCGAUCCUCUCGCCGUCAUGAUCACCAUGAAGGUGCAGGGAUGCAGCGACAAGUACUUUGGUAGCGCGCUUUGUGCCAACCAGCCCGCCUUUGCCUUGACCUUUAUGACUAUCAUGGAUCUCUGCCUUUUCUUCCUCGACACGUUCCUGUGGUACGUCAUCUGGAACACGGUCUUCUCCAUCGGCUGGUCCUUCCACAUGGGUCUGUCCAUCUGGACGCCCUGGUCUGACAUCUUCCAGCGAUUGCCCAAGCGCAUCUACGCCAAGCUGCUAGCCACCGCCGAUAUGGAGAUCAAGUACAAACCCAAGGUGCUUGUCUCGCAGGUCUGGAACGCCGUCAUCAUCUCCAUGUACCGUGAGCACUUGCUCUCGAUUGACCACGUCCAGAAGCUGCUAUACCACCAGGUGCCCGCCGGCGAAAACGGAAAGCGCACUCUUCGUGCCCCCACCUUCUUCAUCAGCCAGACCGACAAGGGCAUCAAGCCCGAAUUCUUCCCCAAGGGCUCCGAGGCUGAACGUCGAAUCAGCUUCUUUGCCCAGUCGCUCACCACUGCCCUCCCCGAGCCGCUGCCCAUCGACGCCAUGCCCACCUUUACCGUGCUAGUGCCCCACUACUCCGAGAAGAUCCUGCUCUCGCUCCGUGAAAUUAUUCGCGAGGAGGACCAGAACACGCGUGUCACGCUGCUCGAAUACCUCAAACAGCUUCACCCUGUGGAAUGGGACAACUUUGUCAAAGACACCAAGAUCCUGGCCGAAGAGUCGCAAGGCUUUGGCGGCAACUCGCCCUUUGGCGGUGAUAGCGACGAGAAAUCUGGCACCAAAAACUCGGCCAAGGCGGACGAUCUGCCCUUCUACUGCAUCGGUUUCAAGUCGGCUGCGCCCGAGUACACGCUACGAACGCGUAUCUGGUCGUCGCUGCGUGCUCAGACGCUCUACCGUACCGUGUCCGGAUUCAUGAACUAUUCCAAGGCCAUCAAGCUGCUCUACCGUGUCGAGAACCCCGAGGUGGUUCAACUGUUUGGCGGCAACACCGAGAAGCUUGAGCGUGAGCUUGAACGCAUGUCGCGCCGCAAGUUCAAGUUUGUCAUCUCCAUGCAGCGAUACUCAAAGUUUAACAAGGAAGAACAGGAGAAUGCCGAGUUCUUGCUCCGUGCUUACCCCGACUUGCAGAUUGCCUAUCUCGACGAGGAGGCUCCCCGCAAGGAAGGUGGCGAGUCACGCUGGUUCUCUGCUCUUGUCGACGGUCACUCGGAGAUUCUGCCCAACGGCAAGCGUCGCCCCAAGUUCCGCGUUGAGCUGCCCGGUAACCCUAUUCUCGGAGAUGGCAAGUCGGACAACCAGAACCACGCCAUCAUCUUCAACCGCGGCGAGUACGUACAGCUUAUCGAUGCCAACCAGGACAACUAUCUCGAGGAGUGUCUCAAGGUGCGCAGCGUGCUUGGCGAGUUUGAGUCCUUCAACGUCUCGAACCAGAACCCGUACGGAUCCGGUCAUCAGGAGUUUGCCAAGGCACCCGUCGCCAUUCUCGGUGCACGAGAGUACAUUUUCUCUGAGAACAUUGGCAUCCUCGGUGACGUUGCUGCCGGUAAGGAACAGACGUUCGGUACCAUGGCCGGUCGUGGUCUUGCACAGAUUGGCGGUAAGCUGCACUACGGUCACCCCGAUUUCCUCAACACCAUCUUCAUGACCACUCGCGGCGGUGUGUCCAAGGCGCAAAAGGGUCUCCACUUGAACGAAGAUAUCUAUGCCGGUAUGACCGCUUUUGGUCGAGGUGGCCGCAUCAAGCACGUCGAGUACUACCAGUGCGGUAAGGGCCGUGAUCUCGGUUUCGGAACCAUCUUGAACUUCACCACCAAGCUUGGAAACGGAAUGGGCGAGCAAAUGCUGUCGCGAGAGUACUACUACCUCGGCACGCAGCUACCCGCCGAUCGUUUCCUCACGUUCUACUACGGUCACCCCGGUUUCCACAUCAACAACAUUCUCGUCAUCCUCUCGGUGCAGCUCUUCAUGUUCACCAUGGUGUUCAUCGGCACGCUCAACUCGCAGUUGCGCGUAUGCGCUACCACCAACAGCGAGUACAUCGUGGGUACCGGCGGUUGCUACUAUCUUAACCCGGUCUUCCUCUGGAUCAAGCGUACCAUCAUCAGCAUCUUCCUCGUCUUUAUGAUUGCCUUCUUGCCGCUCUUCUUGCAGGAGCUCUCGGAGCGUGGCGCCAUCUCGGCCUUUAUCCGUUUGGCGAAGCACUUUAUGAGUCUCAGUCCGAUCUUCGAGGUGUUCUCGACCAUGAUUUACUCGCACUCGAUCAUCAGCAAUUUGACCUUUGGCGGUGCGCGUUACAUUGCCACCGGAAGAGGUUUCGCCACUACGCGUCAAAGCUUUGCACUGCUCUACAGCCGAUUCGCUGGACCGUCGAUCUACUCUGGGAUGCGUCUGCUGCUGUUGCUGCUUUACAUCACGCUCACGCUCUGGAUCCCACACCUGAUCUACUUCUGGAUCUCGAUCUUGGCACUCUGCGUCGCUCCCUUCCUCUUCAACCCUCAUCAGUUCUCUGCUUCUGACUUUAUCAUCGACUAUCGCGAGUUCCUUCGCUGGAUGUCGCGUGGUAACAGCCGCAGUCACGCCAACUCGUGGAUCGGCUACUGCCGUCUAAGCCGAACCAAGGUGACUGGUUACAAGAAGAAGCGUCUUGGACACCCCAGCGAAAAGUUGGCCGGCGACGUUCCUCGUGCUGGCUGGAGGACCAUCCUGUUUGCCGAGGUCAUCUUCCCCAUCUGCCUUGCCGUCAUCUUUGUGGUCGCCUAUGCUUUCGUCAAGAGUUUCCAUCAGACCGGAGACCCGCCUCAGGGUGCUAUUGUGCGUAUCGCCAUUAUCGCGCUGGGUCCCAUUGUAUGGAACGCCGCCAUCUUGUUGGUGCUCUUCUUGAUCAGCAUGUUCCUUGGCCCUGCGCUCAACAACUGCUGUGCCAAAUUCGGAUCAAUCAUGGCUUCGAUCGCCCACGUGCUCGCCGUUGUAGGUGUCAUUGUUGCCUUUGAGUUCCUGUGGUUCCUCGAGCUGUGGAAUGCCUCGCACGCGGUGCUGGGUGUCAUCGCGGUGAUCGCUAUCCAGCGAGCCAUUUUCAAGAUCUUGAUCGCCUUGGUUCUCUCGCGAGAGCUCAAGCACGACGAGACAAACCGCGCUUGGUGGACGGGUCGAUGGUAUGGCCGUGGUCUUGGCGGGCAUGCGUUCAGCCAGCCGGCGCGAGAAUUUGUGGUCAAGAUCAUCGAGAUGUCGCUCUUUUCGGCCGAUUUCUUGACAGCGCACAUUCUGUUGUUUGGUCUGUCGCUGCCAUGCCUCAUUCCGUACUUUGACAAGCUGCACUCGACGGCGCUCUUCUGGCUGCGACCAUCGAAGCAGAUUCAUGCGCCCAUCUUCUCGCUUCGUCAGCGCAAGCAGCGAAGGUCGAUCGUAUGGCGAUACUUGAUCCUGUUCAUUUUCGCCUACGCGAUCUUUUUGGCAUUGAUCAUCUUGCCGGCGGUCUUCUCGUCGACGAUCAAGCUGAACUGUUCGUUCUGCAAGUCGCUCUAA
Molecule: messenger RNA, 5358 nt
Organism: Mycosarcoma maydis (corn smut)
Lineage: Eukaryota; Fungi; Basidiomycota; Ustilaginomycetes; Ustilaginales
Product: putative 1,3-beta-glucan synthase
Exons: 1
Coding region: 1-5358 (1785 amino acids)
Biological process (GO): (1->3)-beta-D-glucan biosynthetic process; fungal-type cell wall polysaccharide biosynthetic process
Cellular component (GO): 1,3-beta-D-glucan synthase complex; plasma membrane
Molecular function (GO): 1,3-beta-D-glucan synthase activity
Source: RefSeq, a predicted model, not a curated record